AUGGUCACUUCAUAUAACGAUUCAGUUGAUCAAAGCAUUCCAACUUCAGUCACUAUAAUUAUUGUAAUUGUUUCCAUGCUUGAUCUUCUCUUUCUUAUUGCAUGUAUGGUGUUUAUUAUAUGUCGAAUCAAACAUUGUAAUCGACCAAGCAACAAAAUAGUAGCUGGUCAAAUUCUUCAGCAAUAUUCAACAAGUCCAAAUCAUUCACCAGAAGAUUCACCAGCAUAUUUAACAUUCUAUUCAUUUCAUUCUUCUUCUGGACUCGAAUUUAAUAAAGCAUCUAUACUAUGA
This is a messenger RNA of Rotaria sp. Silwood1, 291 nucleotides long. The record is from the annotation of a GenBank genome assembly. Lineage: Eukaryota; Metazoa; Rotifera; Eurotatoria; Philodinida; Philodinidae.